AUGUUCUUUGAAUUUUCUUAUAAACUUUACUCACACAAACCUCAAACAUUACAUCAAAUAACUAAAUAUCCUAGAAUACUUGAAAAGCAGUUCGAAGCAGUUUACAUUAUGUCUGAAACGUUCCUAUAUGAUGCCAAAACAUCUCAGCAACAGCUUCCUUUUGAAUUUGGUUCAUCUUAUUCUCCACAAGUUUCAUAUCAUUUCAAUCCUAAAGUAUCACAGUAUCAUUAUGGUGUUAGGCAUCCUAUGAAACCGUUUAGAUUGAUGUUAACAGAUCAUUUAGUAUCGUGUUAUGGGUUGCAUAAGAUUAUGGAUCUCUAUGAGACGAGGGAGGCCACUAAGGAAGAGUUGUUAGAAUUUCAUGCUCCGGAUUACAUAGAAUUCUUGUCUCAUGUAACACCUGAGAACCUAAACAAACUACCCAGAGGUUCCUUGGAGAAAUUUAAUAUUGGAGACGAUUGUCCUAUCUUUCAAGGUAUGUUCGACUACAGCAUCUUAUAUGCGGGAGCAUCUUUAGAUGCAGCGAGGAAGUUGAUCAAUAAUCAAUCGGAAAUUGCUAUCAAUUGGUCUGGCGGGUUACAUCAUGCCAAAAAGAGCAAUCCGUCAGGGUUCUGUUAUGUGAAUGAUAUUGUGUUAGCAAUAAUCAGCUUGUUGCGGUAUCACCCCAGAGUGCUAUAUAUCGACAUAGAUUUACACCAUGGUGAUGGUGUGCAGGAAGCAUUCUACACAACAGACCGGGUUUUUACGGUAUCGUUCCACAAAUAUAAUGGGGAGUUUUUCCCAGGUACAGGGGAUUUAGACGAAAUAGGUUGUUCUAAAGGCAAAAAGUUUUCCUUAAAUGUUCCAUUGCAGGACGGGAUUGAUGAUGAUUCAUAUAUUAAUUUGUUCAAGAGUAUAAUAGACCCAUUAGUUACUUCCUACAAGCCCACAGUUAUCAUUCAACAGUGUGGUGCAGAUUCAUUGGGGCAUGACAGGUUGGGUUGUUUUAAUUUAAACAUCAAAGCACAUGGUGAGUGCGUUAAAUUUGUAAAAUCAUUUGGUAUUCCUAUACUCUGUGUAGGGGGCGGUGGCUACACGCCCAGAAAUGUCUCGCGCCUAUGGGCAUAUGAGACUGGUGUAUUAAACGAUGUAUUGUUACCAUCAGAUAUUCCCAAGGAUAUUCCUUUCACUGAUUGGUUUGGUCCAGAUUAUUCAUUACAUCCUGUUCUAGAUGAUCUUUAUGAAAAUAAGAACUCAAAAAAAUAUUUGGAAAAUAUACGGAUCAGAUGUCUUGAGAAUUUGAAAUACCUUCAGGGCGCUCCUAGUGUACGUAUGGAUGCAGAAUUAAUACCAACUCAGGAUCUUUCUGGGUUAACGGAAGAAGAGGAGGAACUGAUACGAGACUUGAACCAGGAGGACGAGCUUUAUAGAUUGGAACAAAUAGAAAGGGAAAAUACUCGUCGAGGAGAGUUAAUGUAA
Eremothecium cymbalariae DBVPG#7215 is the source of this 1458-nucleotide messenger RNA. RefSeq names its product histone deacetylase HOS2 (gene HOS2). NCBI's taxonomy places the organism in Eukaryota, Fungi, Ascomycota, Saccharomycetes, Saccharomycetales, Saccharomycetaceae. Bases 1 to 1458 code for a protein of 485 amino acids. The record is from RefSeq and is a predicted model, not a curated record. Gene Ontology annotation, molecular function: histone deacetylase activity. The transcript has a single exon.